CUUGCAGACUUUUGCUCUCUGAGAGUUUGUAAUAAGACACAGUCCUCUUACAAGAGUUCAUACUACAACCUAGCAAAAGCAAAGAAUUUAAAUUUUUGGAAGAACAAAACAUUCAUUUUGGCAUUGUACAGAGCAAAGUGAACUCAGUGGCCUCUCCUCCACCCUCAAAAUGACAGCAAUCUCUGCCAUCAGCAGCGCUCUCCUGUUCUCCCUUCUCUGUGAAGUAAGUGCUGUUGUUUUACCCAAUUCCACUGACUCAUCCUCGCCAACCAAUAAUUUCACUGAUAUUGAAGCAGCUCUGAAAGCACAGCUAGAUUCUGCGGACAUCCCCAAAUCCAGGCGGAAGCGCUACAUUUCGCAAAAUGACAUGAUCGCCAUUCUUGACUAUCAUAACCAAGUUCGGGGCAAAGUGUUCCCACCAGCAGCAAACAUGGAAUAUAUGGUUUGGGAUGAAAAUCUCGCAAAAUCUGCCGAGGCUUGGGCAGCUACUUGCAUUUGGGACCAUGGACCUUCUUACUUACUGAGAUUUUUUGGCCAAAAUUUAUCUGUGAGAACUGGAAGAUACCGCUCUAUUCUGCAGCUGGUCAAGCCAUGGUAUGAUGAAGUGAAAGACUAUGCUUUUCCGUAUCCCCAGGACUGCAACCCCAGAUGUCCUAUGAGAUGUUUUGGCCCAAUGUGUACACAUUAUACACAGAUGGUUUGGGCCACCUCCAAUCGGAUAGGAUGUGCAAUUCAUACUUGCCAAAAUAUGAAUGUGUGGGGAGCUGUGUGGCGACGUGCAGUGUACUUGGUAUGCAACUAUGCCCCAAAGGGCAAUUGGAUUGGAGAAGCACCAUAUAAAGUAGGGGUACCAUGUUCAGCCUGUCCUCCAAGUUAUGGGGGAUCUUGUACUGACAACCUUUGUUUUCCAGGAGUAACGUCAAACUACCUAUACUGGUUUAAAUAAGCUUAUCUAUUCUUCCGGGACACAGAAUGGUUUCUGUGAAUCAUAGGUCUAUAUACAUAUUGAG
Phyllostomus hastatus (greater spear-nosed bat) is the source of this 1010-nucleotide messenger RNA. RefSeq names its product peptidase inhibitor 15 (gene PI15). The transcript has 6 exons. Bases 170 to 946 code for a protein of 258 amino acids. Gene Ontology annotation, cellular component: extracellular region. The record is from RefSeq and is a predicted model, not a curated record. NCBI's taxonomy places the organism in Eukaryota, Metazoa, Chordata, Mammalia, Chiroptera, Phyllostomidae.